AUGGAAAUUCUCCUAUCACCUCUGCCAUUUAUAACCUAUCAUUCACAAUUGCCCAGCUUAACAUUCAAAAUUCCGAUCUACAUCGAUCUAGAUCAGCAACUGGAUUUGAUGUUGAAGAUAACUUUCUACAUUGAAUUAGUAAUUCUCAUCCCAUCAAUGAUUAUCCUGUCGUAUUUUGUAUGGAUUGUUUAUACACUAUCUUUGGUUCAUCGAAAUAUUUCGAUUAUCAUUGUUAUUGUGGCGAUGCAUUUCAAUAUCAGUGGAAUUUCGAGGUUUUAUAUUCUACUGGUUCAGUUGAACGUGAUACCUGGUGAGUUCUUAUAGCAAAACAUCUGUUUUAUGUAGGCGAGCCAAAACAUCAGUGCGUAUUUUCAGAACAUCCUCUAGCUCUCCUGAUCUCCUCACUUUCUCGAAUCGAAUUCUAUGGCUGUGUAAUCGGUGGAUUUCCGUUAACCGCAUUCGAGAGAUUUUGCGCAACAUAUUUUGUCAGUGAUUAUGAAUCCACCAAACGAAACUGGCUAUUAUUGAUAAUAGUCUCAGCUCUAAUUACAAUUCCACAACCGUUAGUAUUUCUUACUUUGCUCACUGAUUAUCCCCUGAUUAUUCCACUCGGAGGAUCGGUUUUGGUAAUCAUCGGAAGUCAGAUGAUUUUUCAUAUCUUGUACCAGUACAAUGUUAUUGUGAGUCUGAAAAUGAAGAAGAAUCCGAUGAUGUAUACAUUGGGUAAGAAGUUUCAACUUGAGGAGAAUCUACACGUCAUGUGGGUGAGUUAGGUUAAGAAGAUCUGAAACGUAAGAAAUCCUGCAAAAAAUCAUAAAAAAUAUGCUAUGUCUUUUUCCUAUCCCUUUUUCGUCUCGCGUCUCUUCACCACUCACACGCUAAUUUUUACUCUCUCACUGUACGCAAUAUUGCGUCGCAGUGUUUGCACACAUCAACCAAGCUUCACUAAAAUGUUAACUUCCAGAUUCUUCGUGGAGCUGGUUUAAUGCUCAUAAUCCUUGCCUUGUUUCUCUGCGCAAUUUUGAUUUUCCCAUGGAAAUCCGUGAUUAGUUUCGAUAACUUCACCGAAUUUUAUUGCUUUAUUGAUCUUAUUAUCGCACUAGCUUCCAUAGUUUUACCAAUUUUCAUGGGACGCAUUAUGUACGUCAAAAAACAUCCAGGAUUUCUGCGCAAAAUCAAUUGGAUGUUGCGAUCAAGAAAACCAAUAAUUUCUCCAGCGCGGGCUGUGAUUCGCGAUGAAACUUCGGUGUAUUUUAGACAAUUGGAAAUGUCGUGGAGAUGA
Molecule: messenger RNA, 1282 nt
Organism: Caenorhabditis angaria
Lineage: Eukaryota; Metazoa; Nematoda; Chromadorea; Rhabditida; Rhabditidae
Source: the annotation of a GenBank genome assembly